Colletotrichum chrysophilum is the source of this 528-nucleotide messenger RNA. RefSeq lists its product as uncharacterized. The transcript is spliced from 3 exons. Bases 1 to 528 code for a protein of 175 amino acids. The record is from RefSeq and is a predicted model, not a curated record. NCBI's taxonomy places the organism in Eukaryota, Fungi, Ascomycota, Sordariomycetes, Glomerellales, Glomerellaceae.
AUGCCCAUCCCCGAGCUCAUGAAGCUGCAGCUGUGCAGGAAGAAGAAGCUCGCUCUUGUGUUCAUGUUUGGCGUGGCGUCUUUUGCAUGCAUCGCCAGCAUGAUCCGCCUGAAAUACAUGGUUUCAUAUGCCAACACCUACGACGCGACGUCCCAACUAGGGGACAACGUUGACAUUGUUCUCUGGUCUUCCAUUGAACUCAACGCGGCAAUCAUCUGCGGCAGUCUUCCCGCAUUACGCCCUCUCUUCAAGAAGAUUCCGGGCAUUCUCAGCACCGUCAAAACGACCGUGCGAAGCGGAUAUCACAAGAAGUCGCGGGACCCAUCUGGAACAGCCAAGUCCAAUGCCUCGCAUCAGUCCAUUGCACUAUCUUCCGAGGCCUCGCCACGCAAGCCGAUCCAACCCAGGAAAUUUGGGAGUAGUUCAACUGCAAAGGAUACACACGUAACGACAGAUACUAGGAUUGACACCACAAGUACGGAUGGUUCGGAGAGACAAGAGUGGAUGGAUAAGUCGACGAUGUGUUAG